Ectocarpus sp. CCAP 1310/34 is the source of this 3091-nucleotide messenger RNA. The record is from the annotation of a GenBank genome assembly. NCBI's taxonomy places the organism in Eukaryota, Phaeophyceae, Ectocarpales, Ectocarpaceae.
ACACGCAACAGCAGUAGCACUGGUGGCAUCCGAACAUCGCACGCAGGUUUCCGUCUUCAGUGUGAGUCCACGAGGGCACCAGAGCAGCUCAGCGGGUACGACUCGGCCGACAACUCUCACAACAAGUAGUUCCGCGCGUGCGGCUUCGGGCAUUUGACGAUGACGGGAGCGGCGGUGACGGUAUUCUUGGCGGCAGCCACCGUGAUAACCCGGGCUGAGGCGGGCACCUACGUGCUAACCCCAACCUCGCGACCAGUCCUGCACUCUGCUGUCUUCCAGAGCGAGACCGCCGAGAAGUUCGAAGAUUGCCCUGGUUGCCUCAACUCGGGGGGCCCCGUGUAUGUCAAGGAGAAAGGGAUAGGGUACACCAACGGGGGACUGCUGGCCGAGUACGGGGAUGGAGAAUGGCCGCUGUUGGCGGCUUACAACAAGGGAGAGAUGUGCGACAACGGCAACUUCUACGAGCGCGACGAGAUCUCCGCCCGGCACGGCAUUUGUGGCGAUCCGAAGCAGUUUUCCCUGGAGAGCACGAACGCCUACAGCAGCAGCCUCAGCGACUGGUCCGCCCUGGAGACGUUGAAGGAGGGAGGGGUGUUGGACAUCAAGGUCGUCGUGGCCGAAUACCUCGGGGGCCACCUCGAGUUCUUCAUCUGCAACUCCGCGGACUUGAGGUACGGCCCAACGUCCAAGCCGAACCAGGAAUGCUUCAACAUGAAUCCCUUGACGAGGGCUGAGGGUGACGACGUCAACAGCCCCAUCGACCCCGCCUACCCGGGGCGCUACUACGUCAACCCCCCGUGCCACGCCACGGAGCACCCGGAGGCCCUGCCCGACGGGGCGCAGGACGGAUACGUGAUCAACAUGCAGUACCAGCUCCCGGAGGGACUGACAUGCGACCACUGCGUUCUUCAGAUGGUGCACUACACCGGCAACACCUGCAAGCACGUGGGUUAUGACGACUUUGAGCCCGAGUCUUGGCCCAGCCAGUGCGCCCCGACCAAGGCGGAGUGGAUCAACACCGACCACUGGAUGUGCGGCAUGGCCGGCGCCUACCCGGAAGAGCACUGGUCUUGCUCAGACAUCUCCAUCACGACCGACGGCCCCACCGAAAAAUCUUCGUCUCCCGUAGAACCCGACACCCCUCCUCCCUUGUCGACGGCCACGCCAGUCGCGACCCCCUCGCCGACAGAGGCCCUGGGGGCAAACGAGGGCGGCGGUGACGGCUUGUCGUUCUCCUACUCGCACGACUACGACGACUCCGACGACGGCGGCUACGACUACGACGAAGUCUGUCUCACCUGCGAGCGGGCCCCGUUGUACAUGACCCCCGCUGACUGGGCGACCCUCGAGGAUGAGGGCCUGGAGCUGGUCUGCGACCCGGACUGCCUGAUGGACGAAGCCCUCGACGGCUGCGCGGCCUUCGGGCUGGGCACGGCGUGCCGCACCAUACCGUUGGUGGUCGAGCCGGUUUCCUCGGGCACGCCCGCCCCCGUGCGCGAGGCUACCCCCGCUCCCCAGGCGGAGGCUGCGCCGACGCCUCGUUUGGGAACCCCGAGCCCGGUGGCGAUGAUGAUGCCUUCUCAUUCUCACGGAGACGACAGCGACGACAGCUACAGCGGCAGCAGUAGCGACAGCGGUGGCGACAGCGACAGCAGUGACGACAGCAGGAACGAGGCGUGCGCCAAGUUCAACGAGCAGUGCGGUGGGCAGCACUACACUGGCACCACUUGCUGCGAAGCCGGACUAACCUGCAAGGAGUGGACUGACUACUGGUCCAGCUGCCGGUACUAACAAGCCGGAGUUCGGACGCCCGUCCCCCAGAGCUAUUCUCAGCGUUUGAUUUUUCGGGGCGACGAGCAUGGCUUCGGCGGUAUCGUACCGUCUCCCCGAUAGCAAACGCUGUUGAUAGGGCGGUGUUGAUGUGGCCCCAGCACGGAGGGACUGCAACGCGCGGUUGUGGCUCAAGCGAGGUGGCGAUCAAGAGGUUCCCAUGACAAGGAUGAUAUAUUUGCUCAAGCUAUAAUAGGAGACAAACAGCUUCGAGCCACGAUGUCUCCUGCUGGCCGUACCAAGCGGGGCCAGUGCUUCGUCGAAUAAACUUUGCUACUACAAAUUAACGGUGGUGCAAGCUUGGUCGAGGUACUCCAAAUGGCAAGCACCAAGGUCGACAACGCCACUGUUCGACCGUUCGGACGAGAGACUGCGCCGGGUUUGCGUGUUGUGUGCGUUACAUAGUAUCCCAACGAAUGAUUGGUUCCUGGUAGAGUCAGUGCUUACGUAGACUAGGCACCCACGACUUUGUCGUGUUUCAUGUUGGCGCCUGACAGCACAUGCCGCGCACAAUGCCGUUCGAGCAUUCUUGAUUCACACACCGUCACCAAACACCGACGAGCAUCGCCGCUCCCGCCGUCACUUCGUUUGCCCUCUCCCCUCUCUUCCAAGGCACCCGUCCCCGAUGUAUUGUAUUUCUUGGCGGUCUUCUCGUUCUGUUUUUUUCCCGGUAAUAAUCAUGUCUGCUGGUUUGUCAAUUUGAAAGGUGGCUGUCGUAACUCUGUUCCGACUAGGCUGAACCUGGUCGUUACGUUCGUACACCGUAGCACGGAAGUAGUAGUGGUGCGGGGGGCAAGGUGGUUUGUUCUGUAAGUGGGACGGAGCAUGGACGUUGUAUCCUUCGUUGUAUCUUGAUCUAGAGCUGCAGGGAGGUGUGGGGGAAUGGUAUGGCACAUCAUGGCAUGGCCAGUCAGUGCAAACCCGGCGCUACAUAGGGUAUCGUAGAAGCACUCGAUUUUUGUGUGUUGCUGGUUGGUAAGUAUGCUUCCUCUUGGUUGUACAUGUAGUGUUUUUCUUCCCUCGCGUGGCGAGGGCGAGCGAUGGGCUCCACUCACCCGUGUCCUUUCGUGAGGUCGACACAUGACUUCCUUGAAAGCUGGGGCCUUUUGCCGUCCCUAAUGUCCUCCUGAAAACCAAAAAUCAAACAAAUAUAAAUUGGGUACAGAUAUAUAGUGUAUCUCCCUUUGUACGCAACUCGUUUGGCGGCCUGGAAUCCGUAUUUCGUUCCAUCCCGAAUGCUUUUUUUCGUUGAAAUGUGCGA